Rhopalosiphum maidis (corn leaf aphid) is the source of this 688-nucleotide messenger RNA. Its product is annotated as protein FMC1 homolog. Lineage: Eukaryota; Metazoa; Arthropoda; Insecta; Hemiptera; Aphididae. The record is from RefSeq and is a predicted model, not a curated record. The coding region runs from base 290 to 616 and encodes 108 amino acids. Gene Ontology annotation, cellular component: mitochondrion. The transcript has a single exon.
GUUCUUAGCAUGCCGGACGCCGGUGCUCAGUUGUAGGCUGAGAUAAUAGAAAUGAUAAAAAAAAAAUUAACAAUUUACAAUAACAAAUAACUAUUAACUAAGAUAUCCUAAAACAACAUCUUAAUAAUUAUCUAAUAUCUGAGUUCGUGCUUCGUUAUUUCGUAAUCAUAACACAAGACGUCUCGACCAUCGAUAUUACGAAUGUUUAUUUAGUUUUCUGUUUUUAUGAAAAUUCGGAUCUAUAACCUUACUGUGUGUUUAUGAGACAACCCUCACCAAACGCGUUAGAAUGUUUGGAAAAACGUCACUUGCCCUUCUACGAUCGCUGACCCGCGAAUUCCGAUACGUCACAUCCGAUAGUAAGUUGCUCGACCGACCUUUAAUGCGGUUAAUACUGUCCGAAUAUCGGUCAAAUCAAAUCACCUCGGCACAGUACUGCCGUGGUCCCGACGAGAUGCUGUGGGUCGCUGACACAUAUUUGCAGUACAUACGAUCGCAGCGUAUAUGCCGCGAGCUCAACGACAAGCAUCAGAGACGAGAAAAAACCGUUCAAGAAACGGCGGAUAUGAUUGGUUUUAGACUACCAUCGUCAACAACGAACGACAAAGAUAAUUAAAAUUUAACAUUUUUUUGUCUGUAUGUAUAUAGUUUUUUGUGAUGAUCAUUAAAGUGUUAGGAGAAGUCUGUA